This is a messenger RNA of Molossus molossus (Pallas's mastiff bat), 4424 nucleotides long. Its product is annotated as interferon-induced very large GTPase 1-like. Lineage: Eukaryota; Metazoa; Chordata; Mammalia; Chiroptera; Molossidae. Gene Ontology annotation, molecular function: GTP binding. The record is from RefSeq and is a predicted model, not a curated record.
CACAGACCUCCAUAAGACCCCUAUCUCCUUCUAUUCCCCACAAACAGACAUCAUCUAGCAGAAAAUCUUGGGAAUUCCAGCAGUGGACUGCAAUUGUGGGGGGUGAGAGGGCAAGGUGUUUCCCAUCAUUCCUGUGAUCAUCCAUAACCAUCUGUCCAUUUCAGACUGGUAACGGCAGGGCCAUCAGUUUCCCAGCAUUCAGCUGCACAGAAUGGAAAGCAAAUUCAAGGCAACUCUUCUUAACAUCCUUGAGGACCUUUUAGAGGAAGAGUUUGUAAAGUUCAAAUUCCAGCUCACAAACAUAGCUCUUGCUGAGGGAUACAACUACAUGCCUCGGAGCACUCUCCAUCAAGCAUCCCCAGGGAAACUUGCUGACAUACUCUUACAGUUCCACGGGGAUGAGUACUCCAAGACUGUGACCCAGGAGGUCCUGAAAGCCAGAAACCAGCGCUACCUGGCUGAGAAGUUCUGUCAGGCAAUGGCAAAAUGUGAGUCUACAGCUAACCUACCCCUCUCUUGGUGGCUUCCUAAGAAAGAAACACCCAAUGAAUCUGCUUUUUGUUCCAGAGAUCAUCAAUCAAGCAAUGAUAGAGAAGAAACAGCCCCAAAUCCAGACUUUCUUAACCUAAUCAGGCGGCUUAAUCUGGAAAGUUAUUAUCCCAAGAAAAUGACCAAAGUAAAUACUUUUUUGGUAAAUAACACCUCCAUCCAUGACACACAACCAAAAGCUGACAGGGAGCUACCAUUUUGUUUUCUAGAGAAACUUUUGAUAUUAGAAUGUCAUUUGCGGUACCUAGUUUAUAGAGGCACUAUAGAUACAAUAUCUAUGGUGCCCCAGACACUGAAAAGCACAGAACUAGAAAGAACAUUUGAGGACUUUUUCAUUAUCUAGAAAACACAAUCAACUACAACACAAACUUGCACCCACCCAAUGGACAUCCAGAUGGCAGUUUUUCACUGUGCAGAUUCCCUUACAAGACAGUAUAUUUUGACCUAACUCUCCUUUAGUCAAUUUGCGCUCCCACUUUUGGUGCCCAGUCCUUGCAAUCCCCAAGUAGAAUUUCCUCUUUGGUCUCUCAGGCAAAUCAGGAGAAGCUGGAGAGAAGUGGAAAAAAUAGGAUGGGAGAAAAAAAUUAAGAAUUAUAAUAACCAGCUGAUCAGCUGGAAACCUACACACACUGUGUCUUUCAUAAGGAUUGGAAAUUAUGUCUCUACUUCCAAAUCACAGAUUUUAAAUUCACUCCUCAGUAAUGGCAAACAUGACCAUUUUUUCCACCGUCAUUCUAGGGAAGACAACAACAGACGUCUAUUGACAGAGGGUAUGGUGGAAAUCUGCUGGUUCUGCCCAGGUGGGAGAGCUGAGGACAGGUUUGAAAACUGUAUUGCCUUCACCAAUCUCCAUGGAAAUGCUGAAAUACAUGAGAAGCAGGUUAGGUUCCUACAAGAGGUAUCUUCAGUCACUGUCAUUCUCCUGCCAACUUCUGAUUCUGACAAAAUGAAAAGUUCCCUUCUACAUGAAUUUUGGAAGUCACCCAAACCUCUCAUCUGUUUGUUUGAAAAUGUAGAAAAUAUUAUGGAUGAGAAUCCUGUCCACAAAGUGAGAAUUGGGAUCAAGGAUCUAAAUAAGAUAGAAUUAGCUGACAAAAUUACAGCUAUAUUAACACAGUUGCUGAAGAAGUCCGGAUCACCUCACAGUUUGAGUGACUGGGCCAACAUGGCUAGGAAGUAUGAAUUUACUAUUGAUGAAGACCAAGGAGCCUGUCAAGAAGCAGAAAAAAUAACCAAUAUCCUAAUGGACAUGUUGAGAAAAGUGAAAUUAUCUGAGAUAAAAGAAAAGUUACUACCUCUUCAGGGAGGUCUAUGGCAUGAUUGGUGUAAGAAGGAUAAGGAACUCCAUCAGCUGAGAGAAAAAAGAAAGAGGAGCAUUGAAAAAUAAAAGAAUGAGAUUGAGAAGGAAAAGCAGAACACCUGUGAACGAUAUCACAAAGUUAUUAACCUUUGUGAACUGAUAAAGUCCUUCCUUAAAAGUCUUCAGUCAUACCCAGAGACCCAAGAGCUGUACUUUCUGCAGGGCCUGAGUAUGCUAAUAGAACAACUAACUACUAGAGAAUUAGAAAACCUCCACCAGAGGCACAGUUUCCUGUUGGCUCAGGUAAGAACAGAGAAGGAGCAGAAGUCAAAGAGAGAUUUCCUCAGACUCUGGGAGGCUGAACUAGAUGCUAUUACCAAAGAGAUUAGUGACUCCACCCUGGGAAUUAAACAUCUCCUGAGAGAAGUUGGCCAGAUCAAUAAAGCUCUACAAGAAGCUUCCUCCCAAACAAAUACACUCUUUCUUUCCCUUCCCCAAAUGGCUGCUGACCUGAUGAUAUCUGGUAUUCCCAUUGAGCUGAUGGAUGGGGAUGCAUCUUAUGUGCCUCUAAAGUGGGUGGCAGCUGUUUUUGAUAAGGUCUCUGAGAAACUUGGAGACAAACGGGUAUUUGUUCUCUCUGUCCUGGGCCUGCAGAGCUCAGGAAAGUCAACUCUGCUGAAUGCAAUGUUUGGGCUGCAGUUCAGUUUCAGUACAGGGAGGUGCACCCGGGGUGCCUACAUGCAGCUUCUGAAGGUGGAAGAGUUGCUCAGGGAAGAGCUGGGCUUUGAUUUUGUGCUUGUUGUAGACACAGAAGGACUUCGAGCUUCAGAGCUGACUAACAAAGCACAUAGUGAGGACAAUGAGUUGGCAACCUUUGUCACUGGGCUUGGAAACCUAACUCUCAUCAAUAUUUUUGGGAAAGAUCUAUCAGAAAUAAACGACAUUCUGCAAAUAGCCAUUCAUGCCAUUCUCAGGAUGAAACAUCUGAAUAUCUCUCCAGGAUGCCUGUUUGUUCAUCAGAACACAGAAGAAAUUAUAGAUACAAAACAAAGCAUGGAAAGGAGAAGGUGGCUGCAAGACAGGUUGAAUGAAAUGACACUUGCCGCAGCCAAACAUGAGCAGUGCUCAGAUGUAUCUCACUUCAGUGAUGUCAUUAAGAUUGAUGUUGAGACCUACAUCCAUUACUUUCUUCACCUCUGGGAAGGUUUUCCCUCAAUGGCCCCUGUGAAUCCCCGCUAUAGCUGCAAUGGUCAAAAGCUAAAAAUCAGGAUUCUUAAACAUGCCAAAGAAGAAUCCAGGGGAAGUAUUUUGAAGAUAUCAGAACUAAAAGCUCGAAUAGGGCAUUUAUGGAGGGCCUUAGUGAAUGAAAACUUCAUCUUCAGGUUCAGGAACACCCAGGAGGUCGUGGCUAUGAAUAAACUGGAGACCAUGUACAACAGAUGGACCUGGGAGCUAAGAAGUCAUGUGCUGGACUUGAAUAGUCAGCUGACCAACCAGGUUCAAAAUGGAGAAGCUGAGCAGAUCAAGAGAACUUUGAUUGACAAUCAACUUGUGGAAAAACAUGAAGCCAUAAAACAAGAACUUGAAAGGUAUUUUCGAGAAGACAGAGAGAGAGAUAUCUUAGCUCAGUGGAAAGAAAGAUUUGGAGAUGAUUUGAAGACUCUUAAAGAGGAGCUUACCAUAGAAACUAUGAAAAAAUGUGAGGAUUUAAUGAGUGGAAAGAAAAUACAAGACCUUUGGAAGGAGCAUGAAAUAAAAUUUAAACAUAAGUUAUUAGAAAAAAUUGAAGGGAAAGAGCUACAAGAUAAUAAGCUGAGAGAUCUUUUCAAUAAGGUCUGGUCAGAGAACAUCUCCAUUCUAUUGCCUCCUACACUCCCAUCUGCUGAGGCUCCUGAUAUCGAUAUUGAGCUAGAGAACAUUCUCCUGGAACACUUUAAACAACAUCCCAAUAUUGUGAACAGAAUUAGGUAUCGUGAUACAAAGAAAACAUUUUGUAUCAAUUACUCUAAACAUGUUAUGACCUCUCAAAAGUCCCAAGCAUAUGGAAUCUCUGUGGAAGAGUUUGAAAAAAAUAUCAUAAGCAAGACAACAGCUCAAAUUAUAAAAUUGGUUAAGGAAAUCAUACACAAAAGAGAACAAAUGAAUGAGGGGUACAGUCCUAGUUACUUCUAUGAAAUUCUGCAAGUUAUUCAUACAGAGACUGAGGCUGCAUCUCAAGGAGCCAGAUUCAUGCUGACGAACAGAUAUAGACUAGACCUUGCCCUAGAGCUGUUUCAAGAGGCAGCAAACUGUUUUAAAAAGAUGUGCAUCACAUUUAAGAAAACAAACAACCCUGUCCUGUACCUAGAAGGUAAAAAAGAGGAAUUUUUUACUCAUUUUAAGGUACCCUACAAAGACCAUUCGAACAUUGACUGAGUUCCUUUGGUGAAAAGAGUUUCUGCUACCUUGUAAAUUGGGUUAAUACUCAAAGAGCUUGUAAGAUCCUCACCCAGCCCUUCUCUUCUUCUGUUGCAUUGCUGUCUGUAAUGAACAUUUUGUGUAAACCAGAUAAUUAAAAUCAACCAAUGAAACAUUA